AUGAUUGACAAGGAAGUAAUCUUAAAAUAUUUAUUGAAAUGGUAUACUCUCUUAGGGUUUAUUGUUUUGUAUGUGUUUUUUCAAACAGUUGUUCGAGAUGCAAUUUUAAGUAAAAAACUUGGAUGCAAAAACCCACCAUAUUUAUGGAAAGUAAAAAUCCUUGGAUUAAUAACAUUGAAUGAACUCCUUACAGCAAAAAGACAAGGUAAUUUAACUGAAUAUUUAGGUGGUCUCUUUGCUCGUUAUCCAACCGACACAUUUUAUGUCAGAUAUGGACAUGUUUUGAAGAUGGUUGUCACUCUAGAUCCUGAAAAUAUGAAAGCGGUUUUAGCUACUCAAUUCAAUGACUUUUCAUUAGGUAGAAGACAUGUUCAUUUCGAACCCUUAUUGGGAGAUGGUGUUUUCACUUUGGAUGGUGAAGCUUGGAAAUUCACCCGUGGAAUGUUGAGACCACAAUUUGCUAGGGAACAGGUUGGCCAUGUCCAAUUGUUAGAACCACAUGUUCAAGUGCUUGCUAAACAUAUUGAAUUAUAUAACGGUAAGACAUUUGAUAUUCAGAAAUUGUUCUUUCAAUUCACGGUUGAUACUUCGACACAAUUUUUGUUUGGAGAAUCGGUUCAUUCCCUAUAUGACGAUCAUUUGGGUCUUCCUACUCCUAAUAAUAUUCCGGAACGUGAUGGGUUUGCAGAAGCUUUUGGUGUUUCACAAACAUAUUUGGCUACUAGGGCAUAUCUGCAAAUCUUACACCAUUUAUUCAAUACUCCAGAGUUCCGUCGUUGUAAUAGAAAAGUUCAAGCUUUGGCUAAAUAUUAUGUCACGUUGGCUCUUAGUUAUAGCCCUGAAGAGCUCGAAAAGAAAUCCAGGGAUAAUUAUACAUUUUUGUAUGAAUUGGUCAAACAAACUAGAAAUCCUAAAAUGUUACAAGAUCAAUUAUUGAACAUCAUGGUUGCGGGUAGAGAUACAACAGCCGGUUUGUUGUCAUUUACUCUUUUUGAAUUGGCUAGAAAUCCACUUGUAUGGCAAAAACUCAAGGAUGAAAUCUAUGCGAAGUUUGGAUAUGGUGAUGAAGCUAGACUUGAUGAAAUCACUUUUGAAUCAUUGAAGAAAUGUGAGUACUUAAAGAUUGUUCUUCAAGAAGCGUUAAGAAUGUAUCCAUCUGUCCCUAUCAAUUUCCGUAUGGCUACCAAAGACACAACAUUGCCUCGAGGUGGUGGAAAAGAUGGAACUUGGCCAAUUUUUAUUCCUAAGGGUUCUUCAGUUGCUUAUAGUGUGUAUCUCACCCAUAGGUUGAAGAAAUAUUACGGUGAAGACGCAGAGAUGUUUAGACCUGAAAGAUGGUACGAUUUGAAAAAGUUGGGCUGGGCAUAUCUUCCAUUCAACGGUGGUCCAAGGAUCUGUCUUGGUCAACAAUUUGCACUUACAGAAGCUUCUUAUGUUAUUACCAGAUUAGUACAAAUGUUUCCUAAUAUUAGCACUAUGGAUCCAAACUAUCCACCAAAGAAACUCAUUCAUUUGACUAUGAGUCUUCAAGAUGGGGCUAAUAUUAAAUUAUGGACAUGA
Hemisphaericaspora subhashii is the source of this 1560-nucleotide messenger RNA. RefSeq names its product cytochrome P450. The record is from RefSeq and is a predicted model, not a curated record. Gene Ontology annotation, molecular function: heme binding; iron ion binding; oxidoreductase activity, acting on paired donors, with incorporation or reduction of molecular oxygen, reduced flavin or flavoprotein as one donor, and incorporation of one atom of oxygen. Lineage: Eukaryota; Fungi; Ascomycota; Pichiomycetes; Serinales; Debaryomycetaceae. Bases 1 to 1560 code for a protein of 519 amino acids. The transcript has a single exon.